Molecule: messenger RNA, 4351 nt
Organism: Trifolium pratense (red clover)
Lineage: Eukaryota; Viridiplantae; Streptophyta; Magnoliopsida; Fabales; Fabaceae
Product: putative phospholipid-transporting ATPase 9
Exons: 9
Coding region: 495-4136 (1213 amino acids)
Biological process (GO): phospholipid translocation
Cellular component (GO): plasma membrane
Molecular function (GO): ATP hydrolysis activity; ATPase-coupled intramembrane lipid carrier activity; ATP binding
Source: RefSeq, a predicted model, not a curated record
AUUGUUCCGGAACACCGAUGAGCAAUUUUUCUAAAAAUAUUAGUUUAAUGAAAUAAUGGUGCUUAUGGAACCAAGUCAUGAACAGGAAAAAGAGAGAGAAAGUUCCAUUUUCCAUUUUCAAGUUGAAAAGUCCAUUAUUGUUAGCCACCAUUUUGGUCAAACAAAGAUGGCAAACUCAUUCUUCAACCCCCUAACUCAAUCAAACACCAAACAAGUCUUACGCUCUUUCUUCCAUUCUCAUUUAUAAGCUCAAACCUUUCAUCUUUUCAUUUUCAUUUCUAAAAAGUCUACAACAUCAUUCUUGUACAGCUCAGAAAAACAAAACACAAUUCUUUUUGUUGUUUGUAUAAAGCAAAAGUUAAUUUUUUUUUUUAUUCUUUUCCAUUUCAUUGGUUUGCUUCAAUCUAAGAACUUUUCAUUGUGAGGCAAAUUUUGUCCACAAGAUUAAGAUUUGGUUUAAAAGGUCAUUGAAAAUUUAGUUAAAUCUUGAAAAUAUGGCUGGUGGAGGAAGAAGAAGACAUCAUCAUUUCAGUAAGAUUCAUGCAUUUUCAUGUGGUAAAGCAUCAAUGAAACAAGAUGAACAUUCACUUAUAGGAGGACCUGGUUUUUCAAGAAAAGUUUAUUGUAAUGAUUCAGAACGUGCUAUGUCUAGUCUUUAUAAUUAUGGUGAUAAUUAUGUUAGAACUACUAAGUAUACACUUGCUACUUUUCUACCUAAAUCUUUGUUUGAACAAUUUAGAAGAGUUGCAAAUUUUUACUUCUUAGUUGUUGCUGUUUUGUCUUUCUUCCCUGUUGCUCCUUAUUCUGCUGUUAGCAAUGUUGUUCCUCUUCUUGUUGUGGUUUCUGCUACUAUGGCUAAAGAGUUUAUUGAAGAUUUUCAGAGAAAAAAACAGGAUAUAGAAAUGAAUAAUCGAAAAGUGAAAGUACAUAGUGGAGGUGGUGUUUUUGAUUAUUCUAAAUGGAGAGAUUUAAAAGUUGGAGACAUCGUGAAAGUGGAAAAAGAUGAGUAUUUUCCUGCUGAUCUCAUAUUACUUGCAUCAAACUAUGAUGAUGCAAUUUGCUAUGUUGAUACGAUGAAUCUCGACGGAGAAACAAAUCUGAAACUAAAACAAGCACUAGAAGGGACUUCAAAAUUUCAAGAAGACUCGAAUUUUGAGAAUUUCAAGGCUGUGAUAAGAUGCGAAGAUCCAAACGCGAAUUUGUAUGCGUUUGUAGGAAGUUUAGAGCUUGAAGAAGAUCAAGAAGAUCAACAAUAUCCACUUGCACCUCAGCAGCUUCUUCUAAGAGACUCUAAGUUGAAGAACACAGAUUUUAUCUAUGGUGUUGUGAUCUUUACCGGUCACGAUACAAAGGUUAUGCAGAAUUCAACAGAUCCUCCAUCCAAGAGAAGUAAGAUUGAGAAAAGAAUGGACAAAGUUAUAUACUGUUUGUUCUUUGUAUUGAUUUUGGUUUCAUUUAUCGGUUCGAUUUUCUUCGGUAUUUGGACAAAGAAGGAUAUUAAAAAUGGAAGAAUGAAGAGAUGGUACCUUAAUCCUAAAGAUACUACAGUUUACUAUGAUCCUCAUAAAGCAGUACUUGCAGCAAUUUAUCAUUUCUUGACAGCUUUGAUGUUGUAUGGUUACUUCAUUCCGAUUUCGUUGUAUGUUUCCAUUGAAGUUGUGAAGGUUCUUCAAAGCAUUUUCAUCAACAACGAUUUGAACAUGUAUCACGAGGAAACUGAUAAGCCAGCGCAUGCUCGUACGUCAAAUUUGAAUGAAGAACUUGGUCAAGUUGAUACCAUACUUUCGGAUAAAACUGGAACAUUGACUUGCAAUUCUAUGGAAUUUAUCAAGUGUUCUAUUGGUGGAGUUGCUUACGGAAGAGGAUUUACAGAAGUUGAGAGAGCUUUAUCUAAGAGAAAAGAUUCAUACUUUGGUCGGAAGUUGAAAAAUGACCAAAAUGUUGCAAAAGCUGCUGAAUCAAAAUCAACCAUUAAAGGAUUUAACUUCAGUGAUGAAAGGAUCAUGAAUGGAAAUUGGGUGAGACAGCCUAAUGCCAAUGUGAUACAAAGCUUUCUAAGGGUAUUGGCGGUAUGCCAUACCGCAAUACCUGAAGUUGAUGAAGCAACUGGUAAAAUUUCGUAUGAAGCUGAAUCGCCAGACGAGGCUGCUUUUGUUGUUGCGGCAAGAGAAUUUGGAUUUGAAUUUUAUGAAAGGACACAUGCAGCUAUUUCACUUCAUGAAUUAGACCUCAAUUCAAACAUGAAAUCAGAAAGGUCCUACAAUAUUUUAAAUGUAUUAGAGUUUAGUAGUGCAAGAAAGCGAAUGUCCGUAAUCAUAAGAGACCACAAGGGAAAACUAAUGCUACUUAGCAAAGGAGCUGACAGUGUCAUGUUUGAACUACUUGGAAAGAAUGGAAGGGAGUAUGAAGAGCAGACUAAGUACCACAUUAAUGAAUAUGCCGAUUCUGGUUUGAGGACAUUGAUACUUGCUUACCGUGAACUUGACGAGGAAGAGUACAAACAGUUUAAUAAAGAGUUGACAGAUGCUAAAAACUUAGUGAGUGCAGAUCAAGAGCAGAUUGUAGAAGACAUAUUGCAAAAGAUUGAGAAGGAUUUGAUUCUUCUUGGUGCUACCGCAGUUGAAGAUAAACUACAAGACGGGGUUCCUGAAUGCAUUGACAAACUAGCACAGGCCGGGAUUAAGUUAUGGGUAUUGACCGGUGAUAAAAUGGAGACAGCGAUUAAUAUUGGAUUUGCUUGUAGUUUGCUUAGACAAGGAAUGAAGCAAAUUAUAAUUAAUUCAGAUACUCCUGAAAACAAAGCGCUCGAGAAAAUGGAGGACAAAUCUGCUGCUGAAGCGGCAAUUAAGGCAAGUGUUGUUCGUCAAAUAACGGAGGCAAAGACGUUUCUUUCAAGAUCAGAUGACAAUUCUGAGGCAUUAGCUUUGAUUAUUGAUGGGAAAUCUCUUGCUUAUGCGCUAGAAGACGAUGUAAAGAACUUGUUUCUUGAACUUGCAAUUGGUUGCGCAUCUGUUAUAUGCUGUCGUUCCUCACCAAAGCAAAAGGCACUUGUUACUAGAUUGGUUAAGAUGAGACCUGGUAGUACAACUCUAGCUAUUGGAGAUGGUGCAAAUGAUGUUGGUAUGCUCCAAGAAGCAGAUAUUGGAAUCGGUAUCAGUGGUGUCGAAGGAAUGCAGGCAGUUAUGUCAAGUGAUAUUGCCAUUGCUCAAUUUCGAUAUCUCGAACGCUUACUUCUUGUGCAUGGACAUUGGUGUUACAGAAGAAUCUCAUCUAUGAUAUGUUACUUCUUUUACAAGAAUAUCACCUUCGGCUUCACUUUGUUCUUCUAUGAGAUGUUUACCUCAUUCUCCGGCCAACCUGCAUACAAUGACUGGUUCAUGUCAUUUUAUAAUGUAUUCUUCACUUCACUUCCUGUAAUUGCUUUGGGAGUUUUCGACCAAGAUGUCUCCUCCAAAUUAUGUCUCAAGUUUCCAUUACUAUACCAAGAAGGUGUACAAAACUUACUAUUCAGCUGGAAAAGAAUAAUUGGUUGGGCAUUAAACGGAGUUACAAGUUCAACCAUUAUAUUUUUCUUCUGUAUUCGCGCGCUUGAGCAUCAAUCGUUUCGCAAAGGUGGCGAAGUUGUUGACUUAGAAGUUCUCGGCGCCACAUUGUACACAUGUGUUGUGUGGGUGGUAAAUUGCCAAAUGGCAUUAUCGAUCACUUACUUUACAUACAUACAACAUAUAUUCAUAUGGGGAAGCAUCGGAGUAUGGUACAUUUUCCUCUUGGCAUAUGGAGCUAUAGAUCCUUCUAUAUCAACAACUGCUUAUAAGGUCUUCAUUGAAGCAUGUGCGCCGUCACUAUCUUAUUGGAUUGUUACUUUGCUCGUUCUUAUUGCCGCAUUGCUUCCAUAUUUCGCGUACUCUACUAUUCAACUGCGGUUCUUCCCGGUGUAUCAUCAAAUGAUACAAUGGAUAAGAAAGGAUGGACAAGUUAAUGAUCCGGAAUUUUGUGAUAUGGUGCGACAGAGAUCUAUUCGACAUACAACGGUUGGAUUCACUGCUCGUUUGGAAGCUUCUAGACGUUUUGAAGCGUCUAGACGUUCGGAAAUAUCAUUAGUACCUAUUGAUGGGAAGUCUACAGUGAACCAAUAACCAAAUAUGAUUUUGUUUUGUUUUUUUUUUCUUUCUGUAAAUUCUUUUCAUAGGUUAAGAAUGUUCUUUCAUUUGUACAUAUGUAUGUGAGGUAUAUUGGCAGUGUUUCCUUAUGCUGCAUGAGGAAUAUUAUUCUUUUUAAAGAAACAAAUUGAGGCAAUCUGUCUCUUGCAUUUUGUUCAAAAAUUUAUAAUAAAAUUUUGAUAAUUAUGAUA